AUUUAGUAGUUGCUUUUUAUUUAGCCAGUCUACAAUUAAAAUGGAAUUGCUAAGGUUCUCAACGGUUUUUGCUGUGAUCGUGAUGUUGCAUUUCUCAAGUCCAAUGCAGGCUGCGCCUGUGUCGGAUGUGGAGUCAGCACUCGCUUCCCUCAUGGACUCUAAAUUGGUUAAGACCAUGCAAUGGAAUUCCAGAAAGUUACUCGAAAUACAAGAACUUCUCAGCGAGAAGCGUAUUCUAUAUUUGGAAAUAAUGCGCGAACAGAAAUUUCAGAGAACAUUGGUAAUUGGGGCGUUUGUGAUUGAUUUCCUGCUGCUCGUUUGCCUGUCAUUGCAUUAUUUGCUGGUGCCAGCGAAAGUCAAUAAUAAGAUAGAUAUUUAAACGAACAA
Messenger RNA from Drosophila sulfurigaster albostrigata, 387 nucleotides. RefSeq lists its product as uncharacterized. The transcript is spliced from 3 exons. The coding region runs from base 41 to 379 and encodes 112 amino acids. The record is from RefSeq and is a predicted model, not a curated record. Lineage: Eukaryota; Metazoa; Arthropoda; Insecta; Diptera; Drosophilidae.